Molecule: messenger RNA, 4020 nt
Organism: Chironomus riparius
Lineage: Eukaryota; Metazoa; Arthropoda; Insecta; Diptera; Chironomidae
Source: the annotation of a GenBank genome assembly
AUGCAAAAAAAUCAGGAAACGAAAAAUCAACCACAACCCCACCAACAACAAUCACAAUCAGCACCACAACGUGUGGUCUCUGUACUGGUUAAUAAAACAAUUAAUUCGGUUCUCAAAAGCAGUCGAAAAAUUAUCGUUCGAGUUUGCGAAGUUGCAAAUGUAAAGAAGCAAUUUAAAAUGUUUCAAAUGUAUUCUCAUAUGCAACGUCGUUAUAACGAAACUGAUGAGAAAAAAGAGCCGGAAACUACGGGUCAUGAUCGAUUUUAUCAGGAAAGAACGAGAUCUUCGUAUCGUAAGAAGAAACGAAAGCACGUACGACGUACACAAUCACAAACUGAGUUCGAAACACGUACGGCUACAGCAGCUAAUAAAAGGCAUUUAUUUAGAGGUCGUUCUGUAAGUUCUGAACAAGAUAAUUCAGAAUCGGAACAUUCAGAAAAAUCACCACUUGUUAGCACUAAAUCGUUGGCAAAACUUUUAUUCAAUAGAAGCUUGAGUACACAAGACAACGGAUUGAAUAGGGAUAGUGAUUCACCAACGAGGAGCAAUAUAAAGUAUCAAUAUUCCGCGAUACUGGAUAGUGGAAUUGGAGCGACAGAUCGGAGUCCACGAGAACGUGCAGCACGAGACAGAGCAUUUACGGCAUGCACAGAAUGGCUAAUAAGCUCCGGUGGACGAUACGAAGCUAUUGCCCAUUUAGAUGAUAUUGGUUCACGUUCUAACAAGCAUUGGUUUUUGCUCAACGAUAGUACGAUUAAAACAGAUCGGUUAAUGACAUUACUUCCCUUACCUUCCAAUUGCGUUGCCUUAGAGGAACUGCCAACAUCAGAAUGUCCACAAGGCGUUCUCAUGGAGCUUCUUGGAUCACUACAACAUCCAUACAUAUAUCCAAUAUUAGAUUUAGGAUUUUAUGAUACUAAAUUACAUCAUUAUGCAUGUUUAGUUACGCCAUUUAAUCCACGUGGUAGUCUCAAGGAUCUCAUUUACAAAAGUCAAUGGAAUGAACCAUAUACUAGAAAGUACACGAAAAAAUCUUGCGGCUUGCCGAUGUCACAAGUACAAAGAUUAGGUCGUCAAAUAUUAGAGGCAUUACUCUUUCUUCGAGAUCGUGGCAUACCAUCGCAUGGACAUUUACAUAGUGGAAACGUUAUACUACAAAAUGGUGUUGCAAGAUUAUCAGGCUUGGAAAAUAAUUUAUUAGGAUUGAGUUCACGCGUUAAUUCCGUGCUGUGGUCUCGUUCGUCCACCGAAAUUGAAAGCAUUGACGUAAUCUGCUUUGGACAUUUGUUAUUUGAAAUGUGUGCUGGAUAUGAAUUACCAGAAUCAUCACCAACACGUGCACAUCUACAGAUUGAUCUUGAACGAUACCCACAGGUGGUUGAAAUCAUGCAAAUGAUAUUUGAUUCAUCUGGUAACUAUCCAUCACUAGAGGAGUUAGUGCUUUGCGAUUUAUUCCGCAAUAUAGAUUUACGAGAAAUGCGAGGAAUAUUCGUGCCUUCAUUUAAACACAGCAUGAGCAAUUCUACCAUGAGUCUGCUGAAUGCAGUUAGAAAGCGUCAUUCAACCAUGCAAGGUUCGUUUUCUGAAGGCAGCAGUCCAUGCACGCCCCCAUCUACACCGCAUCGUCAUGGAAGAGAUGAAGACUUAACGAUGAGUGAAUCAGAUCAUAAUCUCGAUGAGAUUGUUGUAACAACAUUAAGCACUCAAAUAUCUCCUAUUCAUUAUUGUGAUAAUGGUGAACCAUCGAUAUCGUCAUCAUCUAACAUCACAAGUACCUCUCACAAGCAUCAGUUGUCGAUUGAUGAAAAGGGGACUGUUAUAAGAAUAAGUAGCUUUGAGGAAGGAAUAGCAUCGUCAUCAAUAUCAUCAACAUCAUCGCAGCAACAGCCGAACUUAUUGCAAAAACAAUCAAGCCAAACGCAAUGUAAUCAAUCUUCGUCAUCAUUAGAUCCAUCCUCUGCAUAUAAGACCACAAAGACUCGGCGAACUGAAUAUUCAAUGCGUGGCAUAAAGAUUGGUUGCAGUAAUCCAUCACAAGAUUCUGCAUUCGGAAGCAUGACUGAUGGUGAAUUAUCACGAGCGUCUAGCUUUAAAUUGAGUAGUUUUCAGUCCGUUUCUUCGCCGAUCGAUGAAGGCGUUGAAGAUGAUGCUAAGAUGCACCAUCAUCAUCUUUAUGAUGGAAAUAGUUUAUGUAAAGUAUGCGGCAGUAGUAAUUUUAAAUUUAUUGAUUCAAACAGCUCAGCAUGUUCUUCUCCGUGCCAUCCUUUUGAUAAUUUUACACAAUCACUUAAUGAUCUCAAUGUUCCUGGACCAUCAUCAAUAUCCCAUCAUCAUAUAAAUCCAUUACAUGGGACUAAUAUUAAAGAGACAUGUAUCUAUUUAGAUCCACCGAAAUUAAUCGUUAAUGAUCAUUCAACUGGAAAUUAUAUCUACACUUCAUCUCCAAUACGUAAAUGUGCAACGACUCAAGAGGUAUUUUCUCAAAAAUAUCGAGUAUCGUCAUUUGAGGAUAUGACAGCAUCGCAUCAUCACUUAAAGAACCAAGUUAAUACCAAGCAAUUUAGAUCAUUUGAAGAGGAGCAACGAAUUGAAUCCGCAUUUACGCCUAUAAUAGUAACAACAUCCUUAUCAUGUGAUAUUGAAAAAUAUAAAGUAAUAAAAAGUGCAAAUACAUCACCAAUAAAAUUGCAGCAUUUUACAUCAACAAUGACAGGAAAGGAGAGGAGUACACUUUGGAAAGAUAGCUUUUUAAAAUGCAAUAAAAAUAAUCUUACGAUAAAGUCAAAUGAGUCAAUUUACGAAAUGAUAGAAUGCCAGAAGAAUGACGAAGAAUACGAUGAAGAUGAUAAAAAUGAUACUAUGAAUAGUUCUCAAUUAAACGAAGAAUCUAGUCUUAGUUUAUCACUUGAAGUUUCAUCCCCGGCAACAACAACACAUUCAUCAAGACGGAUGCGUUCAGAUCGAUUAUUUUUCUCAUUAGCAAAAUUCAAACAAAAUGCAAUAAUUGAACUCGACACACUGUCUGAUAUUGGAAGUAGUGCUGCAAAACAAUUAUCACAGUCAUGCUCAUCAAAUGAUGAUGAAUCCAAUAUUGAUAACACGACAAUUACAUCCACAACAAAUGAUGAGUGUAAUAGUGAUGAGGAAUGUAGCAGCUUGACCGAAUCAUUGCUCAAAACAUCAUCUCAUGAAGAAGAUUUUAAGAGAUUUGUGAAAAGCUUUGACUCCGAAGAUAAUUCAAAUUCAACAUGUAAUGGCGAAGAGAAAACACCGUUGCUGGAUGGAAUAGAACUCCUAUCAAUGACUUCAUCAACUGAUCCUGAGUAAUAUUUUUUUUAUGUAAAAAUUAGUAAAAUAAUUAUUAUUGUGAUAAUUCUGAAAAAUUGACCUUUUUAAUAUUUUUAUUGCUUUAAAAAUUAUAUUUUGUCCCAAUAAAAUUGAAAUUCUAAUAUGUAGGCUUUAGGCAUUUUUUUAGAUAUAUUCGUAAAAAAUACUAGAUAUAAUGUUGUAAAAAAUUAGAGAACCUUCCUAGAUAGUGUCUUCACAUCAUUAAAAGCUCUCUAUCCUUUAACAAUCUAAUCCAAAAUCGCCUUCAAAUAAAUAAACUAUAAAUACAUUUAUAAUGAUAAUAAAAAUUUAAUUUCAGAAGUGAAAAAUCUUUGAAAAUCGAUAAAACACAAAUGAAAAAAAAAAUCAUAAAACUUUUUAAUAAUACAAUAGAUGAAGGAAAAUAUAAAAGAUUGCUUUAUUACCUUUUAAAGUAGCAAUAAUAAUAACAAAAGCAGAGUAUAAUUCUAUUAAAGAUGAAAAGAAUAUGUUGCUAAAAGCUUUUUAAUUGUUCUGACAUUUCGAAAACCUUCAUGAUAAGAAAACUUUAGAAACUUUUUUCAAUAAAUUAAUUUUUUUGUUUCGUUCAAUCUUUUUAAAAGUCUAUUGAAAAAUUAAAAGAAAUGUUCCCUUUAAAAAUUAAAUUUUAAUUUUCAGAUGAACAUAUAUGUCGUACAUUAUUGAGUCCAAAAA